UCGUUUCACGCGAGACCGUUCCGCUUGAAAAUAAACAGUUUACAUUAAAGCACGGCCGAGCGAAUCGUUUUUGCGGCUCUGGCCAGGUUUCCGAUCCAUGAAAAAGUUCAUCCAAACGUUUCCAAAAACCGAAAGGACAGCGAACGGUUUUUUGGACCGAUUACAACCCGACUGUGUGGAGGGAGCAAAGUAACCAACGGCAAAGAAAAAACAUUUCUAUUCAGUUAUGGCCGAGCGAACGAGUGGUGCAGUCGGUAAUGGGUGAAAGUCUCGUGAAAAUAGUCAGAAGGAGAAUUUGUUGAAUUGUGAGUUUAGUGAAGGAGUACCACACAGAGGAAAUAGUACAUAUCCGUUGCACGACGCCAGCUAUUUCGCCAAACCCCGUCAACACUAGUCACUUAUGUAAUAACCAUUCCAAAGGUUACAGCACAAAAAAAACAAGGAUUUCGGGUCUCUAGCAACGUUAUUGUGUGACGUUGGUGUAAAAAUCUGCGGAGACAUAAACUAUCGAAGAAGGUCCCGUUUCUACAAUCGUUUGUGUAAACGCUGGGGACAACAAAGCAACCAAAGAAACAGCUAGUUUUCCUUUGUCAAGGACAUACAUCCGGUUGCGUACGUAUUGCGAAAACCCUUGGAGACACAUAAGCCGUGCCCAAUUCAAUAGCAUCCCGGUUUCAGUGGUGUUGGUGAGCAACACAUCGCGCGCACUGCCGUUGUUCGUUGACAGUGUGCCAAGAAAGGCGUGCAAAAAGGACACGGUGUCGGUCAGCUGAGUAGACCGUCGGCAGGAGAAGCAACAAAUGAGAAAAUAGCAUACGAGAGAUUCACCGUCGAACUGAUCAACCGAAGGCAGAGCCACUGUUUGUUUGGAUAAUUUUCAUGGCCAGCUUUUCCUCUCGUUUCGUACAGCGGUUCGGCUGGCUUCUUAGCGAAAUUCAAACUGAUGCAUAGUAAAGUUUUGUGAUUAAAAUGUUAAUUUAUAUACUAAUUAGUACAACUGAGCAGGGAAAGCUUGAGCAGGGAAAUUCCCGGCGUUUUCCAUUCCCCUACAUUUCUAAGAAGUUCCCAAACAUAUAAAUUUACUUCACCAGGCUCUAUGUGAACUAUGGUUUACGUACUUCCAAUGUCAAUAUAAUUAAAAUACAGUGUUAUUCAUGAACGAACAAGCUAACAAACGAAAACUGAUAAGGUUGACACAAGUGCAAGAAAUAAUAGUGAACUCGAGGGUGUUAAAAAAACAGACCUACAGUUCCAUGGGUGAACCGGGGUUGGAGGGGCGCUGGGACAACGUAGUUAUCAUUAAUUUGUAAAACCAACAAAUCGAUAUAAUCAAAUUGACCGAAUCUGAUUGCCCGUUAACGUUCGUGUUGUGAUAGUGGUCAGGUGGGGAAAUCAAAUUGUUCGAUACAGAUCUAUCUCGCCAUAUUUGCGCGAUCGAGUACACUUUUCCGUCAGUCAAGGUUUGAUUGAACAUCACGAGAACGGAACAGGCGAGAGCCGACAUCGUGCAAAGUACGCAUGCAACAUGCGCGCGCAUUGAUGUGCGCAAACACCACGUGAUCGGUAAUAGUAGAUGAGAGGAGCUAAGAAUGCAGAAUCCGCUGCUCGAUCGGGCACCCACUCACACGCAGCAGCGGUACUGUGUGUUUGCAUGGUGAAUUUAUAUACUCACGCUAUCUGUGGCCUAGCGUAGCUUUAUGAUCGUGUGGCAACAAAGUUAUUUACGUUGAACUCCGUGUUCGUGUCCAGAAACUGGCGCAUACCCGUUAUCUCACAUAAACACAGUACCAACAUGGAACACUGCAAUAUGGAAAAUGCUGCUCAUAUUCUGUUUAUUGUCUUCUAUAACUGUUAUAUAUAAAAAUGGUUGUUUGUCUGUCUGUACCGCAUUUUCUCCAAAACUACUCUCCGCUUGAAAUUUUGCACAGCGUAGUUUUGUGACCCCGGAUUGUGAAUAGGAAAGUUUGACCCUCCCACUCCUCCCGGAAGGGGGGGUGGGGGGGGGGGGGGGCUACCAUACAAACGUAACGUACCGUAACGGCCCAUACGUAACGUCCCAUACAUAACACCCAUACAUAACGUCCAACCGUUUUAGAGCAAAUCGAUCCAAAUUCGGCAGAUGGGAGUUUUGGGGAAGGGGAAAUGUUCUUGUGAACGUUUGAAACCCCUCCACUCUUUACAAAGAGGGGCUCCCAUACAAAAUCUGGGUUAAUGUCAGCAAAGCUCGUAUAAUUUUCAAGCAAUUUGAGCCAAACUCAGGUGGUGCGUGUUUUGACAUGUAUCCAACGGGAAGCGGGAAAGGAAGCCGAUACGUCACCGUCACCGGGAAACGGAGAAGUAACGUAAGGUGAGGAGGGAAACUGAACGAAUACGUCAUCAAGAAGCCCGAUCGUUUGAAAAGUAGGAGUAACGGGAAGCGAAAAGGGAAGCUGAUCGUAUACAGUUACGGACGGUGUCGCUCCACAACGAUAAAUCCCGAUCAACGAUCGUCGAAGCAACCUAAACGCAGCGAUUUCGCGACAACUAGAAGCCACGCGAAACCACCAGCAGAUGUCAGCGGUCAAGCAGAGGACGAGUUCCCACGCAUGCAGCCCAGAAGCAGGUGCCAGCGUCCAGCUAUUUCCGAGGAAAGCAGUCUAGACGCAACGCAGCAUUUUCACGACGAUGGCGACGCGAAACCGACAGCGGGCGCGAUCGAGCAUUCCGUUCCCAGGCGAAACGCGAUCGAGCUAAGUCAUCAAGUUAGGGCCAGAAUAGAACGACGGCUUAAGUCAGUCAGGUUCAGCUUAGCGCGGUCCAACAGUUCAGUUCAGUUUAGCAGCUCAAAGCAGUCAGUCAGUCUUCAUUUCGCGACGAUUCGCAUCUUUUAAAUAAAAUAAAGUUUUUUUUAUUGACCCCAACGGGUGAAGAACCAUAAGUAUACAUCGCCAAGAAGUCCUCUGAAACGCCUCCCAAUCAAGAAAUAAGAAUGAAAUGAGGCGCAGCGACGCACGCCGGGAACUGCUAGUAUUGUAUAAAAUAGUCAUUCUUUGUUGUUUCUCUCGUUUAUACGAAUGACUGUAGUUACUACUGCAUUAGUCGGAAGUUGCAAUAUUGAGAAAUGUUCGUUCGAGUAGAAUCAUAAUUCCGAUAACCAACCGCUCGCGUACUCGCGGUGACAAGCAAACACUAGCACCAUGCACCAAUGCCGCAAGCUAACGCGCCGGAACUUGUUCAUUCUGCUAACGGUCGGCGUGGUCUACUUGCUGCUGGAUCAUUUUUUCAACGGAGAUGACUACGGAGACAACAGGGAAAAGUUAGUUUUGAUUGAAGAAUCAAUUAAAUCGUUGGCCAAUCAGGGCGCCUGCAAAAUGCCUAGCCUGCCGGUGGAUUCACCGGAAAUGCUGAGCUUCCUCAAGGAUGAACCGCCGAUCGAAUGCGGCAGCGAACUGCAGGACUGGGUGGCCUGUGAGAAGGGCGUAUGCAACAUUAAACCGGAAGUGAUCAAAGAGAAGGGCAAGAUAACGUGUGACUAUGCUGACGUUUUGCGGCAGAGUGAUUUUAAGCUGUCGUUCGGGGAAACGACACGCACCAGCGACAGCUACACGUUGCAAGGAAGCGAUUUUGUCCGUGCAAAGUGUUGGACCGAAAGUCGCACGGAACGGUGGCAGGGACUGCUCAUCGGGAUACGACAGGACGCAACCCUCCGCACACGUUCCAGCUGGAACAAAGAGUUCGCCUUGAACGUCUUGAUGCUCGGGUUUGAUUCGCUCAGCCGAAACGCAUUCCAGCGCAAGCUGCCCAAGGCAUACAAGUACCUCACGAAAUACCUCGGGGCCGAUGUACUGCAGGGCUACAAUAUCGUUGGUGAUGGAACGCCGCAAGCGUUGAUACCGCUCCUGACGGGCUUCACCGAGUUGGAACUGCCCGAUACACGGCGCCGCAUGAAAAAUACCGAGUACGUGAAUGUGUAUCCGUUGAUCUGGAAGGACUACGAAAAGUAUGGCUACGUGACGGCCUUCAAUGAGGACGUCCCAAACAUUGGAACGUUCUCCUAUCGCCUCAAUGGAUUCGACGAGCAGCCGACGGAUCACUACAUGCGCACCUACUACCUGGCGAUUGAGGCGUACCUGAGCUACUACAAACGAUUGUGCAUCGGGGCAAAACCGCGCCACAAGGUGAUGCUGGACUACACGCGCGAGUUCAUGACGAGUUACCGGCCCGGGACGCCUCGGUUCGUGUUCAGCUUCCACGGUGAGCUGUCGCACGAUUCAAUUAACCUGAUCGGUGUGGCCGACACCGAUCUCACCAACUGGCUGGUGGAGCUAAAGCAAUCGGGUAUUCUAAACAGCACCGUCCUGGUGCUCAUGUCCGACCACGGGAACCGAUUCGCUGAGGUACGCAACACGCUGCAGGGAAAACAGGAAGAGCGCUUGCCAUUCUUUAGCUUCACUUUUCCCGAGUGGUUCAAGUCGCACUACCGGGAGCAGUACGAGAACUUUCGGCAAAAUCUGCACCACCUCGUAACGCCAUUCGAUGUCCACGAGACACUGCAGGACAUACUGACACUCCAAACACUGAAAACGAAACAGAGACCGGCGGUGUCACGUGCCACGUCGCUGUUUGAUGUUAUUCCGCAGAACCGCUCGUGUGCCGAUGCGUACAUUGAGCCGCACUGGUGUGCCUGUUUGAACUGGCAAACGAUCAACGAUACGGCGUCCUCGGAGGAGGUGUUUCGCUCCGCCAAAACCAUCGUGGACACGAUCAACAGGCACACGGAGCGGCACCGUGGUAUCUGUGCGCUGCUGACGCUCGACGAGAUCCGUUGGGCUGCGCGACUAGAGCCGCAUCGGGACCUGGUGCGCUUUAAGCAGAACCGGGACCGGGAUGGGUUUCUCGGAGACUUUUCCUCGGAUGCGAUCAGGGUUGCGCACGAUAUGUACCAGGUCAAGCUGGUCACUAACCCAAGCAAAGCGAUCUACGAAGCAAGCGUGCUGUACGAUCGUCUCAACAAUCGCUUUCGCGUGAAACUGGGCGACAUCUCGCGCAUCAACAAGUACGGUGAGCAGGCCAACUGCAUCUACGAGCGUGAUCCGGAAAUGCGCAAGUUCUGCUACUGCACGACGGACGAUCACUGAAAUGGGAACGAUCGUGAGCCCCCAAACCCUUACUAGUAGAUACUUAGUAUUUGCUGUGCAAUAGUAGAAGCAAGAAAGUGCGGAACUCAACCCGCCACUCAACUGUGGCCCUAUCGACUGACUGAGUAGAGAGUGUACUAUAUGUUAGGGCACAGUUGGGGUGGCGUACGCCCUUCCUGUGUAUAAUCGUCUAGUGAUAGUAAUCGUCUAAGUGGUUGUGCACAACACAACACAACAGUACCACGAGUGUUUUUGAAAUAUUUAAAAUUUAUUGACGACCGUAGUGUGAACGCAUACAACCGGCGCAGGCGACCGUCGAUUUGCGAUCAAACAAAUCUUAUGCACACUACACAACCGCACGGCCAACCCUUACGUACCUUACCGACGGCCACCGAUCUCGAGGAGAGAUUCCCCCACAAGCAAUCUUAGUGCCAUGCGAACUUCCGUUCGGCCAGACUCCACCAACCAAAGGGUGUCCUGUUGGGGUUAUUAAAUGCGGUAGGAAUCUCACUUAAAUUCCGUAUGUUUGUGCAUGCGUGUGUGUGUGUGUGUGUGGUAGAAAGAAUCUCAAACAUUAGAAAUAGAUAGGUAUGAUAAAACAAAAUAGUGCACGGAUGGCACAACCAACUCUACUGUGCUGGGUGUUGGGCGGAAGGCUGAAUAGCUGGCCUGGGGCGAAUACUUAAACCCGGCAUUUUCUAGGUUACACCUAACGGGGAGAAAUGAAUUUACGCAAAACGGCACAAACGGAAAGCAAUCGCACAAGUGAUCGAUGGUUUGGUGGUAGAAAACACGUUUCGUAGCUACGCGGCCAUUAUCACGACAUUCAAUCAAAUUGAAUUACCAGGACGGGAAGGUUGGCGUUACUGAUUUGGUUCGAAAACGGUUUCGGUUCCUUUUCGUUUAGCCGAUGGAUGGGCAAAUAUGUAUGAUCUGUUAAUUAUCCUCAGUUAGUAGUACCUAAGGCUUAAGUUAUCCGUUUUUUGCGCAUAAGAAAGCAGGACUUU
Molecule: messenger RNA, 6124 nt
Organism: Anopheles cruzii
Lineage: Eukaryota; Metazoa; Arthropoda; Insecta; Diptera; Culicidae
Exons: 5
Coding region: 3177-5117 (646 amino acids)
Source: RefSeq, a predicted model, not a curated record